This is a messenger RNA of Amphiprion ocellaris (clown anemonefish), 2296 nucleotides long. RefSeq names its product maturin, neural progenitor differentiation regulator homolog (Xenopus) (gene mturn). Gene Ontology annotation, cellular component: cytoplasm. Bases 394 to 783 code for a protein of 129 amino acids. The transcript has 3 exons. Gene Ontology annotation, biological process: regulation of signaling; positive regulation of megakaryocyte differentiation. Lineage: Eukaryota; Metazoa; Chordata; Actinopteri; Pomacentridae. The record is from RefSeq and is a predicted model, not a curated record.
UGACAGUGAGAAAGUUGGGGGUAGGCCUAUAGCGCCUCAGACAUGGACGGCUGCCCGGCUUCACUAUUCGUCAUCGCGUUUUUUCCAGCGUCCUCCUGCGUAUGCAUGUAUGCGACCGACGGGCUGAUUUCAUAACGUGAGGAGGAAGAGAGGAAUGGGGCUUUGAGCUCGGAUCAGCAGCAGCAGACCCCGGCAGGCUCCGUGCACCACCGCUGAUCUGUCUCCUCCCGGGCCAUGCAGAAGGUGCAGUAGAGGAGAUGCGGUAGUUGGAGGCUGCUGAUGCUGCGGUCCGAUCAGCUGUUUUUUGCGUCUUGAGCAUCAUCGCCGCGACGGCCACAGAGAUAGAGAUCAAGCUCCUGGAAGCCAGGGACACCGCAGAGCGGAUCGCAGAGGAUGGAGUUCAAGCAUCUGGUGGAGGCGGCGGAGAAGUGGUGCUCCGGUAACCCGUUCGACCUCAUCUUCGCCGAGGAGGACGACGAGAGGCGGCUGGACUUUUACGCAGAGCCCGGCGUCUCCUUCUACGUGCUGUGUCCCGGCGGCACCGACAGCUUUCAUGUGUGGAGCGAGAGCGAGGACUGCCUUCCCUUCCUCCAGCUGGCCCAGGACUACAUCUCCUCCUGCGGGAAGAAGACUCUGCUGGAGGUGCUGGAGAAGGUCUUCACGUCCUUCAGGCCUCUGCUGGGUCUUCCAGACAUAGAGGACGACAGCUUUGAGCACUACCACGCUGACAUGGAGGGGGAGCCUGGGCCCGACCACCAGCAGAUGGGGGUCAGCCAGCAGUGAUAAUCCCCAGGAAGAGAGGCCUGAGCUGGGGUUGAGCUCCUCCAAAGCCCCCGCUGCCGGGUCUCCGCACAUUAGCCCGAUUACUUAACAACACACACACACACACACACACGCACACACACACACACACACACACACACACACACACACACACACACACACUGACAGUCAACUUGCUAAAAAAACGCACCACCAUGUUCUUGAAUGUCUCAGUGGCUUUUGCUUCCCAAAGAGUGCACUUUGUUGCACUUUGUUGACCCCCCCUUAAUCAACACACACACAAACACACACACACUUACUUUGGGGCUACGUGAGCAGUAGCCACGUACAAUGCAAGUACCAUAAUCAUUCACUAUCUGGUUAGUUAAAGUUCCACAGCACAGCAAUAUUACAUCGGCCUCAGCUGGCUUUGUUAUGCAGAAAUACAGUCAGAUGUUACCGCAAUACACACUUACCCCCCUCCCCUCCCCAAACCAACACCCCCAUGCUGUGGAGAUGAAUGUGGCAGAUAGCCUAGUUUCUCUGCCGGUCUGUUGACACAGAGGAUACACGAGAGACAGACAGGAAAGAUGAGUGGGUUAAAACUGACGGUUUGUGGCCACAUGAGGCAACUGGAGUGACGCAAGGAGGAGAGGAAGGAGGGAGCAGCAGGUAUCAUUUUCCACUUUACGGAGGGAAAGCAGGAGGGAACCGAGCGAGGAUGUGCAAUCGUGACGUUCAGGUGGGGCAGCUCUCAAACGAUCCUCUUUUAAACACACAUUUAAAAAUAGUCGUAUAGAUAAGAGACAUAAAGCAUUUUACACAGUCGCUCCUCAUGUGGAAGUGUGCAGCUUUACAGUAGCAUGGAUCCUUUCUGUUCUGAGGUGUGUUUGUUAAUGUUUCCAAGGCAGUACACCUCAAAGUCACUUUAUGAGGAUGUUUUAAUCAAUGUUACUAUCAUAUGACCAUCACAAACAAAGGCCCAUGCUGCAGCUUAAGCCCUUCCCGGUUUGGGUGUCUCAUUGUCACAUGACACCUGAAUUCUUGUAUCCCGUAGUCUUCCUGGUUGUCGGUGGUUCACAGUUUGCCCUCCUUUUCUCAGCACAAUCUGAGGAGAUACCUCCCCGAGGCUUGCCAAAAUCUCCCUUCCCUGCGUUGUUUUAUGAACUUAACGUCUCAUUUAGCGGUCUCUCCAAAUCGUAAAUCGAAUAAGGGCACACCCAAACCCCUGAGUGAUAUCACAGGGAGGAGAAAACAUUUGUUGUCAGCUUCCCCCACCGCCCCCCUCCCGCCUGCCCACCCUGUAAUUUCUAAUCUUGCUGUGUUGUUGUGUCACAUCCAGGGCACUGCAAUGCUUCAGGCCUCCCUCAGCCACUAGAUCCACACGCAGAACCUCUUUAAGAUCUUUUGCCCAUUGACUUUAGGCUUGUAAAUGUUUGUCUUUUGGUUGCCUCUUUGAAUGUUUCUCAUCCAGUGUAUCUUCUGUUUGUCCUCUGAUGUGUGUGAAACUGGUCAAUAAACCGUGUGAACAGAG